ACAUCAUUUACUCACAAAAGUUACAUACAACAUUUGUCUGCUUCUGCAAAAUCUAGAAAGAAAAGGUUUUUUUGUUGCUAUUUGGAGGGAGCCCAGGUGAGGCUGUUAACCGUGUAAGAGUAAAAAAUUCCAGCGUCGUUAUCCAACAAAUGACUCCCAGUAAGCUGAGGUUAGUUAUAUGGACAGAAUUGUUUCUUUAUGCAAUGGGCUGCAAAGACUCGAGGAUGCCGGAAGCGGAAACAGACAGUGGGAACAUCCUAUUACACGCUCGGGUAUCUCGUUCGGCCAUCACUGUCAACAGUAAGGUUAAUUACGUCAGGGAAGGCAGCGUGGUGACCUUUCAGUGUGACCCUGACGAGGAAGUUCUAAGUGGAAUUCGAAGGAUAUCGUGGAUCUGCAAUGGCGCCAUGGUAACAACAGACACGACGUAUGACACCCUGACUGAAGAGGGCAGCAUGUUCAGGAGGCAAUUGGUGGCAGAAAACGAGGGAUCUCACAACUGCCUGGUGAAUACCACAACCGGAUCACUAUUGUCGGAAACAGUUAUGCUGAAGAUUGCAGUUCUCACACAAAUACCCGUCGUUCACUUCUGGCAUCAUAUCAUCAGAGACCCACAUCUCCUGCCCUGUGACGUCAUGGGGUACUUCAUACCACGUGGUGAAGUCACGUGGUUUAAAGACAAGAAAGACGUCACAGAAUCAGCUCACUUGUACAUAGAUAUUGACGGAUCGUUAAACUUUCUCUACCUCACAUCUGAUGACUUUGGAAAGCCAUAUAACUGUGAGGUGCGCAACAACAUACUACAACAGACCAUUACAGGGAAUACAACCUUUGUCUUGAAGGACUCGUGGACACAUCGAAUCGACAGAAAACCAUUUCUCAUCAGCAGUACUGAAACAGCUUCAGCUGCUGAAGGCGAUGACGUCAUAGUGGAGUGCAGCUUCGGUGGAGACCCCGAGCCCACGGUAACAUGGACAAGGAAGUACAGUCAUGAGGCUCAUCGCAAGUACAGCUAUCCUGCGACUAAAGGGAAGCAACUGCGUAUAGCCAACGUCAGCGUCAGUGAUGGUGGUAGUUAUACUUGUACAGCGAAAAACCCACAAGGAGAAGCUCAAUCAGAGAUUCGUUUACGUGUUAAAAGAGCACCAGCCUUGGCGAAGCCCAUAGAGUCACGUGUCCUCCACACCGGAACUAGCGUGAAGUACCACUGCGCACCUGAAGAUGAUCAGCUGCAAUCCAUAUGGAUUCUUGAUGGAUGGCCAGUAGAUGAUGGUGUGAGGGACUUCAUUGACGGCAAAACCCUGCUCGUGACCUCAAGUAUUGCUUCGAGAGGAAACUUCUGUGUCCAGUGCAACGUCAGUAACGACAUCGCCUACACCCUGUACAGCGCCUGUGUCACAUACGUGGACAAGCUAUGGACAAUCAUCGUUCCUGUCACCAUUGGCAGUGUCAUCAUCAUCAUCAUUGUUAUCAUCAUCAUUAUCAUCAUAUGUGUGAGUCGUCGUAAGAGAGGCCUUCCUACUGUAGAAACCGAUCUUCCCAUUUCGGCUAGCCUUUACCUUGAGGCCCAUCAGCUCAUAGAACAACAGAUUGCUCAUCUCCAGAUGAAUCACGACGAUGGCCAUCGGGACGGUAUAUGAGUAUGGUGUAAGACUGAAGCGCCGUGUAGCUGACUGGAGCUGACCACCUGCAGGCAUUGUGUGCUUGAUUGGCGACAUGGAAUUGGUGGGAAUGUUCUUCCCGUGGCCUGUUUCUGGGCUUCGUUUGCCCUUGAUACAACAAUGUCAUCCUGACAAAUUAAUCACGGUUGCAUCUCUAACUCAUUGUUACAAGACCCCUGGAACAGUGCACCAAGACAUGUUGACAACCGUAUGAUUACCUGUUGAAACUGUACCAUGACUUGUUGAAAACUGUACGAUUACCAGCUGAAAUUGUACCAAUACUUGUUGAAAAUUGUACGAUUAUCUGGUGAAACUGCACCAAGAUUUCUUGAAAAGUGUACGAUUACCUGUUAAAGUUGUACCAAGACUUGUUGAAAAGUGUACGAUUACCUGUUAAAACUGUAUCAAAAUUUGUUGAAAAUUGUACGAUUACAUGUUUAAAUUGUACCAAACUUGUUGAAAAUUGUACGAUUACAUGUUUAAAUUGUACCAACACUUGUUGAAAAUUGUACGAUUACAUGUCUAAAUUGUACCAAGACUUGUUGACAAUUAUAAGAGUACCAUCUGAAACUGUACCAAACUUGUUUACAACUGUACGCAUACCUCUUGAAACUAUACGAUGACCUUUAGAAAACAGUAGCGGGACCUGCUGAAAAUGUACAUUGUAAGAUCUGUUAAAAGGUACUAAGACGGUACAAUACCUAGCGUUUAUAGAACUCUUUACAGAGCGUCAACAUCGUAAAACUUUCCUCGUGUUUUCUGACGUUGACACCAAAAAAUCUCAACUUUCGCGGCUUUCCUUUCAGAUGGCAUAUCAGUCUUGUAUAUUGUAUUUUUCCUGACCAUAUCAUAAAAUACUCACUCACUCAAUGACGAAAGUAUAGAAAAAUAAUAUUCGUGAUAAAUAUAUGUUUCAUUUGAGAUCAGCGUCACUCGUCAGCGUAUUAUUCAGCGUCAGCGUAUUAUUCAGUACCAUAUGUUAAUAUAAGCCCUUCGAUUCUCCACAGGGGCGGUGGGGUAGGCUGGUGGUUAAAGCGUUU
This is a messenger RNA of Haliotis rubra (blacklip abalone), 2701 nucleotides long. RefSeq names its product neurofascin-like. The record is from RefSeq and is a predicted model, not a curated record. The transcript is spliced from 11 exons. Lineage: Eukaryota; Metazoa; Mollusca; Gastropoda; Lepetellida; Haliotidae. The coding region runs from base 150 to 1640 and encodes 496 amino acids.